AUGGAUUCAGAAGGUUUUACGUCUCGUGCGUGGUUAAGUCACUGGGUCUCGGGUGAAGACGAACCUGUUAAUAAUUACUAUGAAGAUCAUAAACUCAUGGAAGGCGCACUAAUUAAACUCGGUGAUUACGCGCAUUUCCGCUACUUUUUACUCUUUCGAAACGGUCGUUUCUGUUAUUACGAGCUUCCAAUGCCUGCAGCUGCACCUGGAGGAGGGGAGGAGGAGGAGGAGGACCUGAUGGACCAAGACGUGUUCAUCUUACACUCACCUCCAAGCAUUUACGUGCGUGGCCUUGUAUUUAAUCGAAAGAAAUUAGAGAUGCAAUUGACAGGCUAUUCACCUACUGGACAACUCAUGUGCUGGAAAUUACGAGCUGGGAAGGAUGCCGUGUACUUGAAAUGGGAACGGGCAUUUCGAUUGGCAUUGCGUCCAAUUUGGGUACAAAAUUCCAAGUGGUGUAUGGUUUGCAAGAAAGAAUUUAGCUUUUUCAUUCGUCCACAUCAUUGUCGCAAGUGUGGCACGUGUAUGUGUGACGAGUGUUCAGUCUUUGUCCCACGAUUGCCGAUACAAGGAUAUUAUGAUGAAGUUCGAAUUUGUCGAGACUGCUCACCUGUCAAGAUUCAGCGAUCGGCGUUAAAACUAGGCACGCAUGUGUUGGUAUACGGUAUUUUAGUUGGCAGAGUCGUGCAGGUUGAUGCUGCAGAUGACUCCGAGGACGGAAGAGCGUUUGUGAAUGUGGAGCUUGUCAAGAAGGACAACCAGUUGCGGCGGUUUCCACUGGAGCAUGUGGAGCUCUACUCUGACGUCGUGCUAUCGGCCAAUCGCAUUAAGAACGCCAUUCGCCAGCAUUUAUCGUACACUGUCUUUCGAACGCAGCUUAAUUUUAACACAUGGAAUUUACUGGAAACCGUUCAAGAACAACGUACAGUACAGAUGGUACGAAUACUCAACAAGUCGACAAGUAUCAAUGAGUUGCAAUCAAUGGUGCCAAUGCUUGGAUCAUUAGACGUGAUGCAGUUUCCUGACGACGAUAUCUCUGAAAAAGAUCGUGUGACAAAGUCGCUUUCGCAUUACCGAGGUGUCCAUGUUGCGUUUCCGUUGCGGUUGGACACGGUAAAGAGGCUUAUUAAUCAGUUUCGCAAUGGCAUUUUGCUACACCGCGUUUAUGUCCGGCAAAUUCUGGAUGAAUCGGAAAAACUCUUUCGAACCAUGCAUGUGACACCCAUGAAUGAGAUUGAGAUACCAAUGGGUGUGCAGUUGGUCGUAGUUGGCGAUUUGCAUGGACAAUUAGAGGAUUUGCUUACGAUUAUGGACAAGAAUGGUGUGCCUAGCAGCAACAUAUGGUAUCUCUUUAACGGUGACUUUGUGGAUCGCGGAUCACACGGAAUCGAAGUGAUCUUGCUCCUGCUAAUAUUCAAGCUAUUGUACCCCAAUUUCGUUUUCUUGAACCGUGGUAACCACGAAGAACGAAUGAUUAACGAGGUUUUUGGAUUUGAAGAUGAAAUAUAUACGAAGUAUGGUACAGACAACGAUGAGGUCGUUGGGUGGAGUGGUCUGGGUACUUCGCUGAACUACUCACCAUUGAAGCUCUUCCAAAUGUUCGAGACAGUGUUUGGCUUAUUCCCGAUCUUUGCGUUGCUGAAUAAGCGAGUCUUUAUUGUGCAUGGUGGCUUAAGCAAUCAUGAAAACGUCACGAUUGAGGAGUUGCUCCAGCUUGACCACAGACGUGAGAUUCCGACUCAAGGUACAAGCCGUGCAGACGAGAUCUUUACGCAUUUAUUGUGGAGUGAUCCACGCGACGAAGACGGGUGGAAAUCGUCAAGCCGUGGGGCUGGUGUGGAAUUUGGUCCUGACAUUACGAAAGCGUUUUGUGCGCAGAAUGAAAUUAGCCUCAUCAUUCGGUCGCACGAAUGUCGAGAAGAAGGUUUUGACAUUCUUCACGACGGACUACUUCUGACUGUUUUUUCAGCAUCAAGCUACUGCGGCUCCCAGACUAAUAAGGGUGCCUACGUUCAGCUAGAAUUGGGAGAGGACAACAAUGUUAAGCCACACGUGGUCCAGUUCACUUCGCAGCCGCUUCAAAAACUCAAGGAUGCAGGGAGGAACGAGUGGCGAAAAAAAGCACAGCGAUUGGAGCGAAGAACUUUGAUGUCUCUUGUUGAGAUAAUUUGUGAAAAGAAGAAUGCGCUGCUGACUGCUUUCAUCGAGCUGGACACUACUGGGUCCGGAUACGUGACGAAAUUGGAGUGGAAAGCAACUUUACAGAACGUAUUGGGUAUUCAAGCGAGCUUCCUCUCGUAUUUCCGUCAAUUGGCGGAGGAAAACCAGCAUGGUUGUGUUGACUAUCAGAGAUUUCUCAAUCGCUACACUGUUGAGCUGGAUGGUGGCAAUGUGGAAUGGAGGCGUAAUUUGAUCCGGAAGGUCUGGGUGGGGUUCUGCCAAGCGCUUCCCCGUCCGUCCGAGACGGACGCUGAGAAGAUAACGCUGCAGGACAAACUACAUUUUGCAUUCAAUCUUUUCCACUCCUCUUCGUGUGGGGCGGCCAAGACGCAACAUGCGUCAAAACCUGCGUCAAACGCCGAUGAAACUGAACCAUCUUGUAGUACCUCCUCUCAUGGUGAUAAGUCAAAUGAAAAUUACGUGCACAAUGGUCUGGUCACGUACGAGGCGUUCCGGAAUACUAUCCAAGGCAAGUUGCAGCUGGGCGACACACUUUCCGAGCAACAGAUCUUUGAGCUCAUGCAACACCUUGAUCAGAACCACGAUGGUGUGGUCGACUAUCAAGAGUUUUGCUCGUUCUUUGCCGAGUUUAGUCGCACCGAUUAUUUGCAAGAAAUCUUCGAGGUCGACGACACAAAGGCUAUAUCACUUUUGAAUCGCUGUGCUACACUUUUGCAGCAUUCGAACACGUGUGCAUCGCUGCGAGAUGCGUUCGACGCAUUUGAUCACAGCAAAAUGGGUAAAUUGUCUGUGGACGAUAUCCUAAAGGGAACACAGGAGCUAGGCAUGGUGCCAAAGCUUGAUACCGAAGAAGCGCAGCUACUAUUUAACUCGAUUCUACUGAGCUAUUACGGCAUCAACGAGCGACGCCAAUGGGAUAAGCGAGGAUUGAACUGGAUUGUGUUCGAGGACACGUUCUCACCUGACAGCACGUUUCAACGGCGUCUGUGGCUGGCAAGUGUGAGUGCCUCAAACUCAAAUUUGGCUGCUCUAGACGUUCACGAGUCGACGAACGGAGACGAUGAUACUGUCCAGGAGGGGCAAUUUUCAAAGAAUCAGCCAUGGGCCGACACUUUUGUUGAUAGCGUGAAACAAUCACUGCAUGAGCAACGAUUGUACAUCAAGUUCUUGUUCCGGAUACUGGACCGUAAAAGACAUGGGUAUGUGACCAAGGAGCAGUUUAUUGCUACAAUGCAAGCCAUUAACGAAGAGCACGGGGCGCCAUUGAAACUCCUUCAGCUCGAGCAAUUGGCCGAUGCAUUUGCUUGUCGUAAGACCGCUCGACGGAUUUCAAACGCAGGUGAAGAGAUAGAAGAGACACGUACAUAUGUUUCGUAUCCAGAAUUUCUUCGUAGUUUACGCAUUAUUGACUCUGGACCAACGGAUGCCAAUGUCGCUCAACCACAAGUGCAAGAUAUUAAUGACGCAAGUAAUUAA
Molecule: messenger RNA, 3657 nt
Organism: Peronospora farinosa
Lineage: Eukaryota; Oomycota; Peronosporomycetes; Peronosporales; Peronosporaceae
Source: the annotation of a GenBank genome assembly